AUGAGAACCAUAUCCGUUGGGUUCACUAUUUACGAGGCACAAAACUUAGAGGCCGAAGAUAAGACUUUGCUGGAUCCACUAGUAGUUGUGCGCUGUUGUAACCAGGAAUAUAUAACGAAAAAAAAGAAAAAAAAAUACAAUGCAGUGAACUGGGAAGAAAGUCACAUAUGGGAUAGAAUUAGUUUAUCAGAAAUAGAAUGGAAUGUGGCUAAAAUAGAAUUCGAGGUUCAGAGCGCAAAUACCUUCUGGAGAAAUGAUAUAAUAGGAGUAAUUUCAUUCGAAUUGAAAUUAAUUAAAAAUAAACAAAAUCAUGAGAUCUAUGGAACCUAUCCUAUAUUAUAUAAAAAUGGGACAGAAAUAAGGGGCCAGCUGAGAUUAAAGGUAAUUGUCUGUGACGAAAAGGAUUAUACUGCCAAUAAUGAUAUACUUAACAAUUUAUCUGAAAGAAAUAAUAGAUCCAUUUCUUAUACAGGUUUAGGUGGUUAUGAAGAUGAGGAUGAAGAUAACUUUUACACAAAUUUGACUAAAGCAGUAGUGGAAGAAAAUCCCAUAAUGGUAAGAGACGCACAUUGUAGGUAUUACUACCUAUAUGUGAAUAUACACAAAAUAGAAGAUAUAUAUAUAGAUGUGAAUAAAAAAAAACUGAGAGAUUUGUAUGUAACAUGUGAAUUUAAUGGAUGCCAUCUGAAAUCAAGUCAAGGAAGAAAUUGUGUAAAUUAUACUUUCAAUGAAUGCUUUAAAAUUCCUAUUGCUACUCCAAUUUUAGAAGAUUCUAUAGUUAUAAAAAUAUGGGAUUGGAACUUUUUAUCAAAUGAUGAAUUAUUAGCUGUUGGUGUUCUAUCCUUUAAUCAGAUAAAAAACGAAUCAUUAAACCCUACCUGGAUAAAUUUAUAUGGGUUUCACAAAAACGAAAUGAAUUUUGAAAAUGAUACCAAUCAUUUUAACAAUCCUGAUUUUAGUUUGUCUCUAGAGGGAAAUUUUUAUCUUGGGAGAAUAUGUAUAAGUUCAUAUGUAGAAAGAAUAAACAAUUUUGAUAAUCUAAAUAUUGCAAUGACUCAAAGUUGCUUAUCUUUCGAUGAUCCAUUAUAUAUUCCCGUAACUUUAUUGUGUGAUAUAUAUCUAGUUACUGGUAUUUUAGCUAAUAAUAUUUAUGUCCAAAUAUCUUGUGGUCCCUUUAGGAAACAGACAGAUUGUGUUUAUGUAAACGAGGGAGAAAUGUAUACAAUAGAGAGUAGAGGUGCAUAUAAAAAGGGAAUGAGAAAUGUGAGAAAUUUUACAUCCAUUACAAAUGGAGAUUAUAAAAAGUAUGAACUAAACAGUGAGAACUAUGAAAAUGUGAAAAAUAAACAAACGAACUUUGCUAAUUUGUUCAAUUUUGAUGAUAUACUAAAUUUGGAUAACUUCUUCACAAAAGUUACAGAAAAGCAAAAAAUUAUCGAAAUGUAUGAAAACACUGAAUUUUAUUUUACAUCCAGAAAUGGAAAAAUAGAAAAUAUGAAAUUCUGUGUAGUUAAAGAUGAGAUGCAACAAUGGGAUGUUCUAAUAAAUGUAUUCGAGAGGGGUUCUAACUAUUAUAACUGUAAUAAUAAUGAAUACCUGGAUGAGCAUAAUGGCGAAGGUGGUACAGAGGAAGAAACAAAAAGACUGACCGAUAGGCAGAAGUAUAUAAUGAAUAAACGGAAAAUGAAAAAAGGGAAAAGAGGAAAAUAUGCACAAAAAGAAGCAUCAAGAGGAGGAAGAAAGGAAGAAGAAAAGGAUAAUGUUUACAACAAUGACAGACGAAUCGCGUACUAUAGAAUUCCCCUAAAAAACGUCCUUUUGUACAAUGAAAAAUUGUCUAGGUGUCCCAUUUGGAUACCACUAAAGAAUAUUCCUCAGAAUGUGAAUGGAGAAUUUAAUUGUAUGUAUAACAUUUUUCAAAAUGGAUCGAUAUUAAUUAAUUUAGAGAAAUCGUAUGAUGUGCAUUUAGGAAUAAAUAGAAGAAAAAAUCUCAUUCCAGUUAACUACGAAUUGAGGUGUUACAUUUAUGCAUGUCGAAAUGUUAUAUCCCAUUUUAAUGAAUCUCCUAACACUUUUGUACAUAUUUCAUGUUCAGGGAAAAUGAAAAUUACUUCACUUGUGUUAAGCAAUUCAAAUCCAGUUUUUUUACAAUGUCUAAAAUUGAAUGUAAAAAUUUUAACAGAUUAUUCUGUGGGCUUACCUACAAUACCCCUUAUUGUUGUAACUUUGUACGAAUUUUAUAAUAACACUUUUUAUUUUAUUGGAAGAUGUUUUUGUAAUUAUGAUAUAUACUUGCGUGAUAACCAAAAGAAAUAUAACUUUCCAGAUAGAGGUUCAAAAUACAAUGUAGUUGAUCAAGUAAAACCUAGAUGGAUUAAAUUAAAAGGGAAUAAACAUGUUAAGGCAAUGUAUCCCAAGAAUUUGUGGCAACAUCAUGGAAAUGACAAAAGAGUGGUACAGGAAUACAUGUAUGAAAAACAGAGAGAACUUAGAAGUAAUAGUGUACAAGGGAAAAGAAGAAAUAACUCUGAAUAUACAUAUCCUCAUAAUGAUCUACUAUGUAAUGAAAGAGUAGGAGAUAUACUACUUUACUUUGAGCUGGUGCAAGAAAAAGACGCAAUUAAGUUCCCCACUUAUCCUAUGAUAACAGAAAUAAAAAAAUGCACUUUAUCAUUUUUUUGUAUGUCUCUAGAAAAUUUAAUGCUAAUGAAAAGAAAAAAACAGAUUGAAUUGCUAAAAAAUGAAUCAACCAGAAUUGUUAUCACACACCCAAUUAUUUUACUAUCCAUAACAUCUUAUUCGUCAUACGGGAAAAAAAAUAAUGAACUUGUAAUUAAAUAUGAAAAAUCGUUAAAAUCUAAUGCGAGAAUACAAUUAAAGAAUUGGAAAAAUUCCUUCGAUCAACAAAGCUUUGAAAUGUUUUGUGUCAAAAAUUUAUCUCUUGAUCUACCACUUGAUCCAAUUUUUGAUCCAAUACUGAACAUUAAAGUAUACAAUAAAAAAAUUAAAGAAAAAUAUUUCAUUGGAGAAACAAGUAUAUCUUUAGUCCCUUACUUACCAUGGAUCAAAGACAUAGAUAAAGUCCUCUAUUACUUAAAAGCGCACGAUGAUUAUUCUGAAACAAUCGACAUAGAAAAUGUGGACACUGCUUUUAAUCUGUACAAGAAUAAACAUGCCGCUCUAGUUAUCACUGCUAUUUCUAUGGCUGACUUUGACCAUGCUAUCAGUUUGAAGGAAGAAGUAAAACGACAUGAACUUGCAGAUGAUGAUGAAGAGUGGAAGAAUUUGCCAAUUUUUAGUCAGGAUCAUCAAAGUGGUGCAUAUGGGAGUGAUGCAUAUGGGAAUGGUGCAUAUGGGAAUGAUGCUUAUGGGAAUGGUGCAUAUGGGAAUGGUGCUUAUGGGAAUGGUGCUUAUGGGAAUGGUGCUUAUGGGAAUGAUGCAUAUGGGAAUGAUACAUAUGGGAGUGGUGCUUAUGGGAAUGGUGCAUAUGGGAAUGGUGCUUAUGGGAAUGGUGCUUAUGGGAAUGAUACAUAUGGGAAUGAUGCAUAUGGGAGUGGUGCUUAUGGGAAUGGUGCAUAUGGGAGUGGUGCUUAUGGGAAUGGUGCAUAUGGGAAUGGUGCUUAUGGGAAUGGUGCUCUAUUGAGGGAUCCGAAAAAAGACAUAUAUGGAGAUCCAAAUGUAAACUUCCAGACUGUGCAAAAUGAAGCCCUGGGGUAUGGUCACCAAACGUUCCAACCAAAUGCAAAUCAAAACAAUGAAGUGGUAAUGAACAUGUACAAAAACAACAUACAGAACCCUGGGAUGUAUGGCAUGAUCAACUACGGCAGGGGAAGCAACAUGGAAAUAUUUCCUAAGAAUGGAAUCCAAAUGAAUACUUCGCAUGAAUAUAACAUUAUGAAUGAUAAAUUGAAUAGCCCAUUUGCGAGAAGACAAUACUACACCCAAAUGAAAAGGAAUAAAAAUACAUUUAAAGUAAAAUACGAAAAUGGUAUAUACAAAUUGCAUGAUGAUGGAGUUCCGGAAAUUAUUAAGGCAAGCUAUAAUGUUAAAAAUUAUCCAUACAUAAAAAUUUUAACGAGUAAAUUUAUACUGAAUGUAUAUAUUCCACCUAGAUUUAUUUUAUACGUAGAAGGUGAUAAAAUUAAUGUAGGAAAACGUAUGAAGAACUUUCACCGUGUUUCUGUUGACGGGGUGCUAGAAAGUUAUCUGGAUGAUAUAUUGAUUCCAUCUCUUCCAUUAAAGAAGAAAUUGAACUGUAUUGCAGACAGUUGGCAGUUUGGAAAUGUAAAUGAAAAUAAAAUAACAAAAGAAGGAAUGAAUUUUGCAUGCUAUAAAAAAUUUCCAUUUAUGGAAAUACUAGGUGGACAAAUUAAGUGUUUUACUAAAAUACGUUAUCAAAAUUUAGAAUCUGAAAAUAUUCCAUUGAGUUUAAAAGAUAUAACUAACCAAAAUAUUUUUCGAAAUAAAUUCAGAGGAUCCAAAAAAAUUCCACUUUACCUAAAAAUUAGAGUUUAUGUAUUGAGAGGAAUAGGAAUAUGCGGAAUAAAUAGUAACUACAUGGCUAAUCCAUAUUUAAUUUUUUCAUUAGGAGAAAAAACUUCCAAUUUAAGAAAUUCUUAUAAGGAGCACACUUUGAACCCAGAAUUUCGAUGUAUGUGGGAAAGUGAAGCCAUAUUUCCUGAAGACGAAAUUCUAACCGUUAGCCUUUACAGUGCAGAAGAUAAUUAUGACAAAAGGAUAAGUGAUUUAUACAUAGGUUCAACUGAAAUUAAUUUAUUUGAUAGAUGGACAAGUAAAGAAUGGAGACGCAUGAUGAAAAGAAAUAAAAUCCCUAUUGAGUACAGGCCUUUAUAUAUUAAUCAUUUAAAAUCUCGAAAGGGAGAAAUGGCAGGAGCAAACAUUGACAGUGAGCACAGUCCUGUUUAUUAUAAUAAUACAACUACUACCACUAGUGUAUACGACAAACUAAGCAACUGGAAUAGUAUUUUUUCAUUUUUUGAUAUCUUCACAUAUCUGAUUACACCCAGUUAUUUCCAUUUAUGGGGAGGAGUUGGAGUUGGAGGAAGAAGAAAUUACAGAAAUGAAGAACCCUUUUUGGCGAAUCAAGAAAGACAAAAUAAUGGUAUUCUAGAAAUGUGGGUAGAAAUAAUGGACUAUGAACAAUCCAAAAAAACACCUAUACAUAAAAUGGAAACUCCUAAAAAAACAGACAUCGAAAUAAGAAUCAUUAUUUGGAGAUGCACUAUGCUAUCCGUGGAUGAAAAUAUAAACAAAACGUUCGAUCUAACUGUAACAUCUGAAUUAGAUUGUGUAAAUUACAAUGGAACAAAUCCUGCCAUACAAACAACCGAUGUUCAUUAUAACUGUAAAAAUGGAAAUGCUGUUUUUAAUUGGAGAAUUGUAUAUCCUCGUAUAUCUCAUCCGUUAAAUACAUGCUUCUUACAACUGGCUGCAUAUAAUAAUAACAAUGUUGGAGUUAGUGAAUUCUUAGGGGAAGUAAAUUUAGAAUUAUCAAAAUAUAUCAAUAAGGCAUCGGAAAUUGUAAAUAAAUUAGAAUUAGAUGCUGAACUCAAGUUAAGGAAAAAAAAUGGAAUGGAUUCUGACAAUAAUUAUAAUGGCUACUUACAAGUCACUGUGCAGUUUAUUCCACAAAUCAAGGCAAAUAUAAAACCAGUUGGUCUCGGAAGGCAGGAGCCAAAUAGAAAUCCCUAUCUCAGGACCCCUGACUCUGGUCGGGAUUGGAAUGAUUUUGUUUAUUCCAUAAGCUUCAACGAUAUUUACAAACCUUUCUGGGGAUGGCUAAAGAUGUUUUUCAUUUGUGUUUUGCUCAUCUGGGUCUUCAUCAUGUCAUUUGUUUACCCUUCCCUCCUCAUAUAA
Messenger RNA from Plasmodium gonderi, 5877 nucleotides. RefSeq names its product ferlin. The transcript has a single exon. The coding region runs from base 1 to 5877 and encodes 1958 amino acids. Lineage: Eukaryota; Apicomplexa; Aconoidasida; Haemosporida; Plasmodiidae. Gene Ontology annotation, biological process: plasma membrane organization. The record is from RefSeq and is a predicted model, not a curated record.